AAUAGGGCGGGGCUCAGUGUUUUGAAUGAAGCAGGGGAACAAAAUGAAUACAAACGUUUCUAUUGGUCUCCUUAUUUUGUCCAUAGCAUGUCUUAGCCUUGGACAACCAAUAUGUCAGGCACCUCAGAAUACACUUUACAGCAACACGGACCUCAACGUAUUCUCAAACUGCCAGCAAAUAAACGGGAGUCUAGUGAUGGGAGACCAGUUCUGUACCCGGUCCUGCACAAUAACUGACUUCUCAGCACUGAGCAAUCUACAGGCAAUCACAGGAUCCUUUAUAGUCCAAUGCUGUCACACUCUCUCUGUCUUUCCUAACAUACCAAGGCUUACACAAAUACAGGGAGCACUGCGAAUAUACUACAACACAGGCUUGCGAAGCAUUGCUGGACUCAUACUGGGAACUGUUGGUAGCUUGGAAAUAGCACAAAACCAGCUCCUGCAUUCGAUCGACGUUCUACAGAUCAACAGGAUUAGCAACUAUGUAUCAAUCAGUUACAAUCCUUCACUGGGAAGUAUAAGGGGACUCACAAACCUCAUAUCAAUAGAAGGGAACCAAUUAGUCAAUGGUCAUGCAUUGAGGAUAUUGUAUAAUCCAAUACUAACCGAUAUCAGUGGAUUUCAAUCGCUAGACACAAUAAAUUAUGGGACGGUUCACAUUGAAGGAAACACACAGUUGUGCUAUAGUGGCUAUCCAAGAUGGAGCUAUGGGUCGUAUGAGUCACGCUACUCUACAGGAGACAAGGGGAUUGACUGGAGAAGCAAGUUAAACACUCAAUACAGUUGGCAGUUCACUUGGGGUGGAAAUGGAGUCCCAACACUCAAUAUACAGGGCAAUGGGAAUUAUUCAACUUGUGCUUCUACAACUUGUCACAGUUCCUGUCAGAGUGGUGUUGGAUGCCUUGGCCCUUCCAAUCCAGGCUUGUGUGGCUCCUGCUAUCAAACUAGUACCAUCAAUUCCUGUGAUGAGGUCUCUGCCCCAGAGACAGUGACACAAAACUGUGUCACGCUCUGGCCACCAACAGAGCUUCCAUUCUCAGCAAUAUUUGGAUUACUGGUUGCAUGUGGUGGGACUUUGAUCAUAAUAGUACUGAUAGCCUUGUGCAUCGUUGUGUAUAAAAUACGUAAGAAAUGCAAUGGAGAUGAAGAAAGCAAAGGAAACUAUAAUGUUAAUGAAAGAAAUCUUGAGUCAGGCAGUUCCUAUCAACCUAGUAGGAAUACUUACUCAUCUGGGAGUCGUUCCAAACUACACCAUAGCAACAAUGAAAUGGAAAUGAGAGAAACCAGCCCACAAGUUUCAUCAUACAAUCCAGCAGAUGAUGAUUACACUUACUCACAAGUUGUUAAAAAGACUCCUACUGCACAAGAAACUAGGAAACAAGAGGAACCUAUUGUACACAAGCCUACCUAUGAGGAGAGACAAAAGGAGAAGGAAGAGAGUGAGGAGGAAGAGGAGGAGGAGGAGGAGAGUGAGGAAGAGCCCAGAGACAAUUUUAUGGAAGAGUAUGAAAUGCCAUCUAGAAAGAUCCAGCUUAUGAAAGAGAUAGGAGAAGGGAGCUUUGGAAAAGUUUUUAAAGGCUUAGCAAGUGAUGUACUACCAAAUGAGAGAGUCACUGAUGUUAUAGUAAAGCAAAGCCACAGAAAUGCAACUGAGGAUGAACUUGAAGAUUUCUUAGAACCAGCAGAAAAGAUGAGGAAUCUGAAACACGACAAUGUUCUUCAUUUGCUUGGAGUGUGUGUGGACAGUGACAAUAUGCUGAUUGUCCUAGAAGACUGUGCCAAUGGAAACUUUAAAACAUUCCUUAUCAAUAAAAGGUCACACAUGGAAAUGAUGAAAAAAGACGGCAGCCUAUUACAAAUGAUAAUUGAGAUGGCAGAAGGACUGAACUAUCUCCAUGAAAACUCCAUCACACACAGUGAUUUUGCUGCACGGAACUGUCUUGUGUGUGCUAAUAACAGAAUUAAAGUUGGAGACUAUGGACUAUCAAGACAGCUCUUUAGGGGAGACUAUUAUUCAAGAACACCAGGUCAAACAGCAUGGCCAAUAAGAUGGAUGGCUCCAGAGGUCUUUAUUGAAGUAAAGGGAAUGAUAAAAUCAACCAAAGAAACCACAGCCAGCAACAUAUGGUCAUUUGGCAUUACACUAUGGGAAGUGAGUACAUUUGCUGAGCAGCCAUACCCAGACAUGACAGAUGAAGAGGUCAUAGAGCAAGUGGCUAGAAGAGAAUACUGCAACUUGAGGAAUCCAGUCCCAACAUUUGAUCCAUUGUGUGCACUGUUUGCUAUAAUGAUGAAGUGCUGGAAACGUGAAAGAGAGAGACCAAAUAUGGCAAGUGUGUUGACUCUUCUGAAGAAUGUCACACUCAAUACAAGAGGUAUGGAGGCCAAGGAAUCAAUACGACUUAAAGCAGCUGCCAAGACUAAGAGAAAGUCAGGCAGACCCCAACGUGAAUCAAGUCAAGAGCCAUUGCUGGCAACAAGUUUGACAAUGGAGAGUGAUGGAGGAGAGAGCGAAGAAGGAAGAAGCAGAAAAUCAGCAAGGGAGGAAAAGAAAGGAAAGGAAGAGAAACGAGAUGAGAGGAGAGGUGAAGAAAACAGAAAAUUGAAAGAGACAAAGAUAACAGUAGAAGCAGAAGUAAGAGAAGAAGUGGUCCAGGCAGAAGAGAAGAGCAAAAAGUCAGGAAAAAGAGACAGUAAAGGAGGGAAAGAAAAAAGCAAAAAAGGUAGCAAGAAGAAAGAAACAGAGAGCAAAAAGAAGGUGACAGGAGACCCUGUACCAACAUCAGUCCCAGUAGUACCCCAUAAAGAUGAACACAGUGACAUUAGUGACAUGGAUGACAUAUUCUAUCCAUCAGGUCCUCCUCCAGCACCUGCAGCAGCUCAUGCUUCACCUCCUUCAGAUGAUGAGGAGUCCUGGGAUGAAAGAGUUAUACCACCUCCUCAUCCUCCAUCACAACUGCCAUCCCAGCCUCAAUCACAGAGAGAGUCUUAUAGAUACAGCAGAGAGAGUUGGGAUUCAUUUGAUGAUGAUUAUGAUGAAGAUGAGCAGACUGAUGGAGUUAGAUCUGCUCCAUUACCACCAACUCAGUUCUCUCAAGAAGAAGAAGAAGAAGAAGAAGAGCCACCAUUACCACCUCAGGACUUACCUCCAGACCUCACGCCAAAUGAACAAAUUGAUUGGGAAGAGUCUGAGCCAGUUGCAACCCCACCUGGAGUAUAUCCAACUGAUGAGGUUAUCAACAGAACCAACCCGUACGCUACCGAACUGCAAGAUGAAGAGGAAGUUUCCCUACCACCUCCUCUACCAGCUGAAGAAGAUGACAUAGGUACAGAUGAAGAAAGCCUACAGCCAAUAGAGCCAGUAAAACUGGACAGGUUUGCUAGAGUUGACAGUAGAGGGUUUGAUGACUCUGAUGAAAUCAAUACACCAAUGACAGAGACUGGAGGAGGCAGAGGAGCUGAGGAAGACUCAGAUGACAUAAAUGUACCGGUGCAAUCUGAAGAGAAGAGCACAGGAAAAAAGACAAAAGCAAGCAAGAAGGAGGAGAAAGAGAGAGAGAAGGCGAAGAAGAAGGAGCUAAAGGAAAAGAAGAAGAAAGAGAAGCAGCAGAGAUCAAUCAAAAAGAAGAAAUCAAAAGGAGGAGAAGAUGACAAGGAAAAAGGGGGAGAUGAGCCUGCACUUGUAUGGUAGACAACAGAAUGAAAAUAUCUAUUUGUUAGCAGACAGCAAAAUUUUAAACACAAAACCACACAAAAGAUAACAUUACAGUAUAAUAAUAAUAUAUAAAAAUUUUAAACUAUAGUCAGUCUUUAAUAAUAAUAAUAAUAAUUUUUACCUGUUAGAGAGCACUUAUUUUUAUAA
Molecule: messenger RNA, 3862 nt
Organism: Amphimedon queenslandica
Lineage: Eukaryota; Metazoa; Porifera; Demospongiae; Haplosclerida; Niphatidae
Product: mitogen-activated protein kinase kinase kinase kinase 4-like
Exons: 14
Coding region: 26-3691 (1221 amino acids)
Biological process (GO): protein phosphorylation; positive regulation of kinase activity; multicellular organism development
Cellular component (GO): plasma membrane; signaling receptor complex
Molecular function (GO): ATP binding; transmembrane receptor protein tyrosine kinase activity
Source: RefSeq, a predicted model, not a curated record